AUGUCCACUGCGGAGAGCCUCCACUUCAUCUUCCACGGGAAGAACUACAUGGUCCCGACCAGCUUUAUCACGAAGGAGCACCCCGGCGGCAAGGCAGUGCUGCUGCCACUGGCGGACAGCGACAUCACCGAGGCGUUCGAGGAGUCCGACCACUCGCAGGACGCACGGGAGAUGUUGGAAGAGUGGUGCGUCGACGUCUCCUCGACGGAGCAGGCGCAGCUGCAGAAGCGAGCGGAGAUUCGCCGGGCCGAGGAGGAGGAGUGGCGCUGGCGCAGCACGGCAAUCGCCUUCAGCGUGGCCGCCGUUGUCGCCGCCGUGGUGAUGCGCAAGAGCACGUAA
Messenger RNA from Leptomonas pyrrhocoris, 339 nucleotides. RefSeq lists its product as hypothetical. The record is from RefSeq and is a predicted model, not a curated record. Gene Ontology annotation, cellular component: intracellular membrane-bounded organelle; membrane. The transcript has a single exon. The coding region runs from base 1 to 339 and encodes 112 amino acids. Lineage: Eukaryota; Euglenozoa; Kinetoplastea; Trypanosomatida; Trypanosomatidae. Gene Ontology annotation, molecular function: heme binding.